Eruca vesicaria subsp. sativa (arugula) is the source of this 475-nucleotide messenger RNA. Lineage: Eukaryota; Viridiplantae; Streptophyta; Magnoliopsida; Brassicales; Brassicaceae. The record is from the annotation of a GenBank genome assembly.
AUGGUUCUUCAAAACGACAUCGAUCUGCUUAACCCACCAGCAGAGCUUGAGAAGAGGAAGCACAAGCUCAAGCGUCUUGUUCAAACUCCAAACUCAUUCUUCAUGGAUGUGAAAUGCCAAGGCUGCUUUAACAUCACUACCGUUUUCAGCCACUCGCAGACUGUUGUGGUGUGUGGAAACUGCCAGACAGUGUUGUGCCAGCCUACGGGAGGAAAGGCAAGACUCACGGAAGGAUGCUCUUUCAGGAAAAAGUGAUAGAUUGAUUUUUUUGAGGCUUGAAGCAAUCAUCAAAAUCAGUCGAAGCCAGUUUCUUUUUUUUUUUUUGUUCUAUGAUGUUAUGAGUCUUGUUUUAUCUGUUUUUAAAAGCAACUCAGUUAGAGUUUAGAAGAAACCUUUGUGUUUGUUUGGAUUUUAAGUUUAUCACUAUUUUAAAGGUUCUUUGCUUGGAAAUUGCACUUUGAUCACAAGCAAACUA